GUAGAAAACCCUUCCGGCCUGACAUUUCGUCGAACGCCGCCGCCGAGUCGUGCCCCAGCCACCGCAGCCAUGCUCCUCACGAAACCCCACCUCUCCAACUCGUUCCUCCCAGUCCCAUCCCCGCCGCCCUCGAGUCCCACUCUCAGCUUCAGCUCCAACCAUGCCAGGCCCCUUGCCGCCCCUAUUUGCCGGCGCAGCCGCCUCCGCAUCUCCGCCACAUCCACGGCUGCGCCGGCUCCUUCCGCGGCGGCGGCGGCCGCUGCCACCGCGGCGCUGAGCCGAGUGGACGUGCUCUCGGAGGCGCUCCCUUUCAUCCAGCGAUUCAAGGGCAAGACGGUGGUGGUCAAGUACGGCGGUGCGGCGAUGAAGUCCCCGGAGCUGCAGGCGUCCGUGAUCCGCGACCUCGUGCUCCUCUCCUGCGUCGGCCUCCGCCCCGUGCUCGUCCACGGCGGGGGCCCGGAGAUUAACUCCUGGCUGCUGCGCGUCGGCGUCGAGCCGCAGUUCCGCGACGGCCUCCGCGUCACGGACGCGCUCACCAUGGAGGUCGUCGAGAUGGUGCUCGUGGGGAAGGUCAACAAGAACCUCGUCUCCCUCAUCAACAUUGCGGGAGGCACCGCCGUUGGCCUCUGCGGCAAGGACGCGCGCCUCAUCACCGCGCGCCCGUCCCCAAACGCAGCGGCGCUGGGAUUCGUCGGCGAGGUCUCGCGCGUGGACGCCGCCGUCCUCCAUCCCAUCAUCGCCGCGGGACAUAUCCCAGUUAUCGCCACCGUGGCCGCCGACGAGACUGGGCAGGCCUAUAACAUCAAUGCCGAUACGGCGGCUGGUGAGAUAGCAGCUGCCGUGGGCGCCGAGAAGCUGCUGCUGCUCACGGAUGUGUCUGGGAUUCUGGCGGACCGUAAUGACCCUGGGAGCCUGGUGAAGGAGAUCGACAUUGCUGGGGUGCGGCAGAUGGUGGCCGACGGGAAGGUAGCUGGUGGGAUGAUACCCAAAGUGGAAUGCUGCGUUCGCGCCCUUGCACAAGGUGUACACACCGCUAGUAUCAUUGAUGGGCGUGUCCCACACUCCCUUCUGCUUGAGAUUCUCACAGACGAGGGCACAGGCACCAUGAUCACUGGCUGAGCUGCUUCGUGCCUUCAUGCCGUCCAGGUUCAUCAGCAGCAGGUGCAGUACUGCAGUGUGAUAGAUAGGACAACAGACUUGAUAUGGCACCACUUCAAAUUACUCGCGAGGAUUGGAGGCAGAACUUCGAUGGUGGAGCCCGAGGUCCCGUUGCAGGCAACAACAUUUCUUCCCUUUGCUUUCCGCAAGACCACAACCAUGGCACAGGGAACUCCACCUACAUCCAAUGGAUGGGCGAGGUGCCUUUCCGUUUGGUUUUUGAUUACUGCACUCGUGGAAACUUUGCGAAGUGCCUUUCCCGUUUGGUUUUUCAUUACUGCACUCGUGGAAACUUUCUCCCUGCUCAUAGCACAUUCGAGAAAAAGGCGGGGAACUCCACCCAUUCUCCGGUGCAUGCUGAAUCUAUUCCCCAAUCAUGCUGUCCGUUUUACUAACUUUUCCGUGUGCGAGAUUGGUGUUCCUUACAUAAUAUAGUGCUAUCUUCUGUUUGCUGUGCUUGAGCACUUGACUCAAACAAAAUGCCUGUGGUUACAGUGGUAUGAUAACCUUAAAUCUCGUCCUUUUUA
Sorghum bicolor (sorghum) is the source of this 1685-nucleotide messenger RNA. Its product is annotated as acetylglutamate kinase. The record is from RefSeq and is a predicted model, not a curated record. The transcript has 2 exons. The coding region runs from base 70 to 1119 and encodes 349 amino acids. NCBI's taxonomy places the organism in Eukaryota, Viridiplantae, Streptophyta, Magnoliopsida, Poales, Poaceae. Gene Ontology annotation, molecular function: acetylglutamate kinase activity; ATP binding; arginine binding. Gene Ontology annotation, cellular component: chloroplast thylakoid; cytoplasm. Gene Ontology annotation, biological process: L-arginine biosynthetic process.